AUGGAUCAGAACAGCAUUGAGAGAGAGGAAGAGAAGGCACCGAGUAUCGGAGAGAAGACCGAUACCUCUAGUACCAAUGACAUUCAACCACCGCUUUCUCAACCAGGACCAAACGUCUCAAAAACCAAUUCACGGCACUCUAACGCCCUCUCUCGUGUCGCAAGCCGGCUCAGCACGCGCUCGCUCAAAGAUCCUGGCCCACCUCCCGAUGGCGGGGUUGUUGCAUGGACCCAGGUGCUUUGCGCCUGGUUCGCCAUUCUCAACACCUGGGGGUUCGUAAACUCAUUCGGCGCUUUCCUACCCUACUAUCGGACAAUUUUGCCCCAGCCAGCAUCGGCAAUCUCCUGGAUCGGAUCCAUUCAAGCAUGGCUGUUGUUUGCGCUUGGUAUGUUUAGUGGUAGAGCCCUAGAUCGCGGGUGGUUCAGGCCGAUCGUGGCGGUAGGCAUUGCCUUCCAGCUCCUAGGUAUUUUCACGCUGAGUGCCGCAAAGUCGUAUUGGCAACUACUCCUGACUCAAGGGCUAUGCACCGGCAUUGGGGGUGGCAUCUUCUUUGUUCCAAUCAUGGGGCUUUGCGCGACAUAUUUCUCUGCGCACAGAGGUAUGGCUAUCGGUAUCGUAACGACUGGUAACUCCGCUGGAGGUGUCAUCUACCCUCUUGUUGUACGUCAACUGCUUCCCAAAAUUGGUUUUGGGUGGACGGUCAGAGUGCUCGGGUUCAUCAACGUAGCAAGUCUCGCCAUUGUAAUUGCAUUCAUGAAACCACGAUUGCCGCCCAGAAAAUCCGGUCCGCUGAUCGACUGGGAGGCGUUGAAAGAUAAGCCAUACGUCUUACAUGUCCUAGGGAUGUGCUUCAUUAUACCCGGAAUAUAUAUCGUAUACUACUAUAUUGCGUCUUUCGCCCGCGACACCCUCUCCAUGCCCUACACCACUUCCCUAAACCUCGUCAUCAUCGUCAACGGCGUCGGAAUCCCCGCACGAGUCCUCCCAGGCUUCAUCGCAGACCGAUACAUUGGCGUUCUCAACACGAUGACCAUCUGCCUCCUCGCCAACAUCUUCAUCCUCUUCUCCUGGCUCGCCGUGGACUCCAUACCCGCAGUGUACAUCUGGACGGUCUUCUACGGCGUAUUUAGCGCUGCUUUCCAGAGCUUGUUCCCUACCUCGAUCGCAGAGUAUAGUUCUGAUAUUGCGAAGACGGGGACGAGAUUGGGUAUGGGGCUUAGCGUUAUUGGAUUUUCAGCCCUGGUGGCUGGGCCGCUUGGGGGUGCGCUGUUGCAGGCUGCGCAUGGGAAUUAUACAGUGCCGAUUGCGUGGGCAGGUGCGAGUACGCUUGUUGGCACCAUUUUAUGUGUUUGUGCGCGGUGUAUGAAGUUUGGGUGGGGAGUGCGGAUAAGAUGUUAG
This is a messenger RNA of Cucurbitaria berberidis CBS 394.84, 1398 nucleotides long. Its product is annotated as MFS general substrate transporter. Gene Ontology annotation, cellular component: fungal-type vacuole membrane. Bases 1 to 1398 code for a protein of 465 amino acids. The transcript is spliced from 2 exons. Gene Ontology annotation, biological process: transmembrane transport. Gene Ontology annotation, molecular function: transmembrane transporter activity. NCBI's taxonomy places the organism in Eukaryota, Fungi, Ascomycota, Dothideomycetes, Pleosporales, Cucurbitariaceae. The record is from RefSeq and is a predicted model, not a curated record.